Callithrix jacchus (white-tufted-ear marmoset) is the source of this 2283-nucleotide messenger RNA. Lineage: Eukaryota; Metazoa; Chordata; Mammalia; Primates; Cebidae. The record is from RefSeq and is a predicted model, not a curated record.
GCUGGGCGCUGAGGUGCUAGAGGAGGGGCGGGCCCGGUGCGCGGCCGUUAGUGAACAGCCGUUAGCAGUCCUGUUCUACCAACGGUCGGCGUCGCCGCCGUUCCCGAGGGUUACGGUCCGCGGGACCCGCCUCGGUUUGCGCGCUCGCCCCCUUCGCCGGCGCAGUCAUCGCGCGGGGCGGCCGCCCGGAGGUGGCUACCACGGCCUGUGUCAACGACUAAAGCUCCGGGACAGCGGCGCCCUCAGCAACAGCUGAGAGGGCGACCCCGGCCGGGAGCGGCGGCCGGUGAGCUACCCCGAGGAGGAGCGGCGAGGCGACCUCGGCCCGGCCCCGCACCAGCCGCCCAGCAGGCGCGACAUGAGCCUGAUCUGGUAUCCGCCGGAUGGUCCUUGAGCCCCUUUUCUGGCUGUUACCUCCGGGGGAAGGUUGCGGCCACACUGACACGUAUUUUCCAGAUAAAUCAUUCUUGCGGCGGCGGGGCCGAACACGUUUCUUUAUUUUUUAUUUUCUCAACAAGCAUUUACCCAGCACCUGUCCAGUGAAAACUUGAUAAGCGUUUCGGGGAGCCUCCGCCGAGUUAGGAGGCCACGGCCUGGCAGCUCGUGGAAGCCGCAUUUGCAACGCCCCCCUCGGAGGUUCUGAAGAUCGUGGCGUCUUGUAACUAGCCGUGUGUGCACAGAAUCCUACUCAAGGAACGUCUUGGCCCAGCGAUGCAAAGAACUGAAGUUCCAAGCUGGAAGAGCCUGUGUUGUCUUCACAAUAGUAUAGAAGAAUUCAAGAUAGGAGAGAGAGACAGCAGCGAAUGAAGACUGUAAAAGAAAAGAAGGAAUGCAAAAGAUUGAGAAAAUCUGCCAAGACUAGGAAGGUAACCCAGAGGAAACCGUCUUCAGGGCCUGUUUGCUGGCUAUGCCUUCAAGAACCUGGGGAUCCCGAAAAAUUAGGGGAAUUUCUUCAGAAAGACAGUAUCAGCGUCCAUUAUUUCUGUCUUAUCUUAUCUAGCAAGCUGCCUCAGAGGGGCCAUUCCAACAGAGGUUUCCAUGGAUUCCUUCCUGAAGACAUCAAAAAGGAGGUAGCCCGGGCAUCUAGGAAGAACUGCUUUGUGUGCAAGAAAAAGGGAGCUGCUAUCAACUGCCAGAAGGAUCAGUGCAUCAGAAACUUCCAUCUGCCUUGUGGCCAAGAAAGGGGUUGCCUUUCACAAUUUUUUGGAGAGUACAAAUCAUUUUGUGAAAAACAUCGCCCAACACAGAACAUCCAACAGGGGAAUGUAGGGGAGGAAAGCUGCAUCUUGUGUUGUGAAGACUUAUCCCAACAGAGUAUUGAGAACAUCCAGAGCCCAUGUUGUAGUCAAGCCAUCUACCACCGCAAGUGCAUACAGAAAUAUGCCCACACAUCAGCAAAGCAUUUCUUCAAAUGUCCACAGUGUAACAAUCGAAAAGAGUUUCCUCAAGAAAUGCUGAGAAUGGGAAUUCAUAUUCCAGACAGAGAUGCUGCCUGGGAACUUGAGCCAGGGGCUUUCUCAGAGUUAUAUCAGCGCUAUCAGCACUGUGAUGCCCCCAUCUGUCUGUAUGAACAAGGCAGAGACAGCUUUGAGGAUGAAGGGAGGUGGUGCCUCAUUCUGUGUGCUACAUGUGGAUCCCACGGAACCCACAGGGACUGCUCCUCUCUUAGAUCCAACAGUAAGACAUGGGAGUGUGAGGAGUGUUCACCUUCUGCUUCAGCCACAGACUACAUACCUGAAAACUCAGGGGAAUGCUGCAGCAGCACCUUCCACCCUGAGGAACAUUUCUGCAGAGACAACAGCCUGGAAGAAAACCCAGGUCUUUCUUGGACUGAUUGGCCAGAACCUUCCUUAUUAGAAAAGCCAGAGUCUUCUCAUGGCAGUAGGAGCCGCUCCUGGAAGUCCAAAGGUGUCAGAAUCACUAACAGCUGCAAAAAAUCCCAGUAACAUGUUCUGAGUAGCUGCUAUCCUGCACAAUAGGGUAUGAAGCUGUGCUCCUCCAUCUGGUUUGGGGAGGGAGACUGUGAGACAAGGAAGCCAGGCCAGCAGUGAGACUAUGAGCCAAGAAAAGAGAAAUCUCAGGGGAGCGUGAGGAGGGAACAGUCCAGAUGCCAACAAGGAAACGCGUUAUGGCUACAAGAGUGCCUCUGCUCUUCCUCCUGGAUUUCCAGAGGGUCCUUUCUCCUCCUCUCCCACCAAAAUUCUUCCACCUUAAUCUGAUUCUCAUAUGCCUCUUGUUACUUCACCCACGUUUGUUGUUAUGCAAAUAAAGGUUUUCUCUCCA